Polistes dominula (European paper wasp) is the source of this 1853-nucleotide messenger RNA. RefSeq names its product p21-activated protein kinase-interacting protein 1-like. The record is from RefSeq and is a predicted model, not a curated record. Gene Ontology annotation, molecular function: protein binding. Lineage: Eukaryota; Metazoa; Arthropoda; Insecta; Hymenoptera; Vespidae.
UCAAAGUUUAUUAGUCUCGUGGCUUCAUUGUGUUCGCACGUGUAGAUCAGAUGGUUUAAGUAAAAUAAAUUGUAUUUUCGAAAAAAUCAUCAUGCAGAUUAAUUUAAACACGCCAAAUCUUUUUGAAAUUAUAGUGGGUACUUAUGAGCAGUAUUUACUUGGAUAUAAAUUCACCAAUAUCGUUAAUGAAUAUAAACUUGAGAAAAGUUUUGCCACGCAUAGUCAUUUGGGUAGCAUAAGAAGUGUUGCUAGUAAUAAAUAUUAUUUAGCAUCAGCAGGCGCAGAUGAAACAAUCUGUUUAUAUGAUUUGCGCAAUAGAAUAGAAUCUGGGAAAUUGAUGCAUCAUAAUGAUACUGUCAACAAUGUUACUUUUACAUCAGAAGCAUCACAUCUAUUUUCCUGUAGUAAGGAUGGAACAAUAGCUGCUGUUAGAUGCGGAAAUUGGCAAAUGCAGAAACAUUGGAUGAAACCACAUAAAGGUUUAUCUGUUCAUACUUUAGCUAUACAUCCAACAGGGAAAUUAGCUUUAUCGACAGGAGCAGAUGGUAUUCUUAGAACCUGGAACUUAGUUAAAGGAAGACAAGCGUAUGCUACAAAUUUGGUACCGCGUUUAAAAUCUGAUGCUAAAGACAUCACAGUUUUAAAGUGGAGUCCAAACGGUGAAAAAUAUCUUCUAGCAGCUAAUCAACAGAUCGACAUAUUCUCAGUACAGUUAGCAGGUAUCGACCAGGAAGUACAAUUAGAUUCUAAAGUGGUAUGCGUCGAAUUUUUAAAAGAUGACUUAAUUGCUGUCGGUUUAGAAAAUGGUCAUAUUAAAUUUUAUGAUCUUGAAAAAUUAGCUUAUACUUUAAAUAUAUUAGCGCACGAUAUUAGGAUUAAAUGUAUGGCAUACAAAGACGAUUUGUUGGUAACCGCUUCUAGUAACGGGGAAAUUAAACUGUGGAGAUUUACCAGAAAUAAAGUCGAUAUGUUACAGAGUAUUAAUUGCGGUGCUAGAAUUACCUGUCUUACAUUGGCAGAGUUGUAUCAAAAUGUAGUUCAUAAAAAAGAAACAGAUUUGAACAUGGAAGAGAAAGUAAAAAACAAAAAUAAAUUUAGAUUAAAACAGGAAGUUAUUGUAGAAGAUAAUAAUGAUGAUGAUGAUGAUGAUGAUAAUAGUCAUGAUGAUGAAGAUGAUGACGAUGAUUGGGAAGUAACAUCUGUUGAUAAUUCUAAUAUUAAUCUAAGCAUAAAGUCAAAGAAUAAUUCGACAAGUGCAGAAUGGAUAGAAACAGAUGCUAAUUCAUCGGGAAAAUUAAAUACAAAUGGACAAUUAAGUAAAAAUAAUCAACGAAAUAAACGAAGUAUUGACUCAAUAGAAAACUUUUCCCCUUCGCCAAAGAAGAAAACUUUAAAUGAAGAUAGAAAUAAUAAUAGUAAUAGUAGUAGUAAUAGUAAUAAUAAUAGUAAUAGUAAUAAGAAGAAGGAUGUACAUAUUAAGAAAAGAAAAGUAGAAGAAACUGAGCAAGAUGUUAGUAAGACAUCUUUUAUAAAGAGAAAAAAGACUAUUAAGACGGACACAGAAUCUGAUAGUAAAGUUCAAAAAAAGAAGAAGAAAAAUUGGUUAGAAGAAAGCAGUAAAAAAGUAAGUAAAAAAAUAAAAGAGGAGGAACGCCCUGUACCGUCAAAAAAUAUUGCAAAAAAAGAUACAGAAUCCGUUAAGAAACGGGAAAAGUGGAAAAUUGAGUCGUUAAAGGUAGAAGAAAAGAAUAAAAAAAUUAGUAAAAAAAGGAAAACUAUAGAAGACGAAUGUUUUGUAUCGUCGAAUAAGACGAAAAAAAAAAAGCAGUAACUUGUAGAAGUUAACUUAUUUU